Molecule: messenger RNA, 274 nt
Organism: Antrostomus carolinensis (chuck-will's-widow)
Lineage: Eukaryota; Metazoa; Chordata; Aves; Caprimulgiformes; Caprimulgidae
Product: ubiquitin-conjugating enzyme E2 H
Exons: 5
Source: RefSeq, a predicted model, not a curated record
AGGAGGCUGAGGGGAGACCUUGUGGCUCUUAUUGAGAGCAAACACGAAGUCACAAUCUUAGGAGGACUCAAUGAAUUUGUUGUGAAGUUUUAUGGACCACAAGGAACACCAUAUGAAGGUGGAGUAUGGAAAGUUAGAGUCGACCUUCCUGAUAAAUACCCAUUCAAAUCCCCGUCUAUAGGAUUCAUGAAUAAAAUUUUCCAUCCCAACAUUGACGAAGCGUCAGGAACUGUAUGUCUAGAUGUAAUCAAUCAAACUUGGACAGCUCUCUACG